AUGCAGCAAUCGGUGGUGGUCGCUGUCGACAAACUCUUCCACAACAAGGUCUACAAUCGAUACGUCAAUCGCACCUCCAAGUUCAUGGGUGACGACGAGAAAGACGUAUGCAACGUUGAAGAUCGGGUAAUUGCAGUUGCCCCCCCUUCUCUCAGCGGAUUUGUCGUGGUCGCCGGCCGGAGCUGA
Messenger RNA from Linum tenue, 186 nucleotides. Lineage: Eukaryota; Viridiplantae; Streptophyta; Magnoliopsida; Malpighiales; Linaceae. The record is from the annotation of a GenBank genome assembly.